Messenger RNA from Solenopsis invicta (red fire ant), 1910 nucleotides. RefSeq names its product protein GVQW3-like. The transcript has a single exon. Bases 1086 to 1769 code for a protein of 227 amino acids. Gene Ontology annotation, molecular function: nucleic acid binding. The record is from RefSeq and is a predicted model, not a curated record. Lineage: Eukaryota; Metazoa; Arthropoda; Insecta; Hymenoptera; Formicidae.
GUUACGUCUUUUCCUUCGUAUUCAAUUUCAUAUUUAAUUUUAUGAUAAAUUUGCCUUACUUCAUGGUUUGAUGUAACAAAUAAUUUAAAAUAAUAUAAAUAUGUAUUUAAUUCCUUUUUAAAUUUAUUUAAUAUAUUAUUAGGUCGAGUCAUAAAUAAUACAGAUUCUACCUAGCUUCCGACGCAAGUAGGUAGAAUCUGUGUUCGUAUCUAUCCAUUAUAAAUCAGCGGGACAAACGAGUUUUUUGUUUCCACUAAAUAGAUAAGGGUUCAGUUAGUCUUCUGAUAACUGUUUUGUGUGGUGCACGGUUCAUUAAAUUGUUCAUAACCUCUAAAAUGGAGAGUGAAAAAAUGCAUAUUUGUCGUGUAAUACUUUGGAAAUUUAAAUAAGGCAAUAGUGUUAAGGCGACAGCUGAAAAAAAAAUGCAGUGUAUACGGUGAAGGUCUAAUAAGUGAUCAGGCGGUUAGAAAUUGGUUUGCCAAAUUCCAUUCUGGAGAUACGACUUUAAAGGAUGAACCGAGGGUAGAACAUUCUUCCGACCUUGACGACAACCUUUUAAAAAGAAUAUUGGAACAAAAUCCACGUCAAUCAACAAGAGAUAUAGCAGGAAGGUUGAAUACAUCACAAUCAACUGUUUGCUUCCACUUGGAGAAAUUAGAGAUAGUCAGCAAGUUAGGAGUAUGGGUACCUGACAAUCUCAGUGAACGAAAUAAAGAAGAUUGCAUGUCAAUCGCUACAAGUCUGCUAUCACGGGUAAAAGCAGAACCUUUUUUAGACAAGAUUGUAACAGGCGAUAAAAAUGGGUUACCUAUGAAAAUAUCGUAGAAGACAAUGAUUUGAUAAGAAUCAACUACCCCUUCAAGAUCCAAAAGCAAACAUCUAUGGAAAAUAGAUUUUAUUGUGUGUACGAGGGCGGUCCGAUAAGUACUUAGCCUCACUGCCCGAUGAUGCCAGUAUCGCAAGAGAGAUUUACUAUCGUGUAGUACAUUCUCGUAGACGGCUACUGUCAAAAUUUCAGCCAAAUCGGACUCGUAGUUUUGUUUUGACCGCGUGUGGAAGCGGGCGUGUCCGCGGAUUUUAGAAAAAUGGAAAAAGAGCAAUAUCGGUUGGUGAUUCGAUUCUUGUUUUUGGAAAGAAAAUCGCGCAGCGAAAUCAAAGAGCGCUUGGAUGCUGUGUACGGUGACUCUUCUCCUUUGAUGGCGACCGUCAAAGAUUGGUUUAACGAGUUUCAACGUGGUCGCACGUCGGUUUUUGAAGAGCCACGCCCAGGUGCCCCGAAAAUGGCUACCACGGAGGAUAACGUGACAAAAGUCCACGAUCUCAUAUUGGCAGACCGUCGAUUGAAGGUGCGCGAGAUAGCUGAAAUAGUAGGCAUCUCAAAAGACCGCGUGGGUCAUAUCCUGCAUGAAAUUUUGGGCAUAAGAAAACUGUCGGCGCGAUGGGUGUCGCGUUUGCUCACUCCGGACAACAAGCGCAACCGUGAGACCACUUCAGAGCAGUGUUUGACGCUGUUUAAGCGCAAUCCGAAGGAGUUUCUGCGUCGAUUCGUGACCGUCGACGAAACAUGGAUCCACUGGUACACACCAGAGACCAAGGAACAGUUGAAACAGUGGACUUCACCCGGCGAACGUGCUCCGAAGAAGGCAAGACUAUCGGCCGGAAAGGUAAUGGCCACCGUUUUCUGGGAUUUACAAGGUGUGAUCUACAUCGACUACCUGGAGAAGGGCAAAACGGUCACAGGGCUCUACUAUGCCGAAUUAUUGGGUUGAUUCGACGCCGAAUUACAGAAAAAACUGCCCCAUUUGGCGAAGAAAAAAGUGCUCUUCCACCAUGACAACGCUCUGGCUCACACCUCCGCCGUCGCCACGGCCAAAUUGGUCGAAUUGCACUACGAACUGCUGCCCCAUCCA